This is a messenger RNA of Xyrauchen texanus (razorback sucker), 3480 nucleotides long. Its product is annotated as XK-related protein 9-like. Lineage: Eukaryota; Metazoa; Chordata; Actinopteri; Cypriniformes; Catostomidae. Gene Ontology annotation, biological process: engulfment of apoptotic cell; apoptotic process involved in development; phosphatidylserine exposure on apoptotic cell surface. The transcript is spliced from 6 exons. Gene Ontology annotation, cellular component: plasma membrane. Bases 463 to 1086 code for a protein of 207 amino acids. The record is from RefSeq and is a predicted model, not a curated record.
AAAACAGCACUUGGUUGUUAACAACCAAUUAAAUGGUAGUUUCUGGCUCAUAUCAGGAUGUCAUAUCAUGUCCUAAUCUGAGAAGAACAGAAAAGCAGAGAGUAGAAGGGUGAGAAGAGUCAUUUGUUCAUUUGUAUUCAAAAUUCCACAGAGACUCUUGGAUUAGAGCAGGAAGGGUGUGGUUUGCUCUGUCAGUUGAAUUAUGAGAAAUCACGCAGUCUGGAAACCAGCUACUGAUUGUCAAUGCUGAACUGAAGCAGAAGAGUGGAAGCCUGGGUAAAUCACACAAAGACUGAGAGCUAAACAAAUGGGUGAGGCAAGGUUAUCAGUUUUUCAUUAGGACAUUCCUAGAAUGAGUGCACAAGCUCUUUUCAUUGGCAGAAACCAAAUGUCUGUUCACAUAUUCAGCAGCAGCAAGGAAAAUCUGCUUCUAACAUUUAUCGAAUGCCAUAAAACAAAAUCAUGACAUCUACUGGAGGGGACUUUACAAAGGUUCGGUGGCUAUGCACCAUUAUUGGAUUGAUUUUCUAUCUAGGAGACAUUGGAUCAGAUCUCUUGUUAACUGUACAGUAUUUUAGAGCUGGACAUCUCACCUGGGCUGCACUGACUCUUGUGUUUAUUCUGAGCGGAUCUUUAUGCGUACAGAUAUUCAGCUAUGUGUGGUUUAAAGAUGACAAGAGAGAUGGUAAAGAGGACAACCUGCCCACUGGCCAUCUGAUUGGGAUACAUGUACUGCAGAUAGGCAUUAUUACAAGGUAUUUCAGUCUGCUGAAGAAGAGUUUUAAAGCCCUUUGGUUCAACCAGGUCCAGUCACGGCUUUUCGACCUCGCAACAGAUCUGAGCAUGCUCCGCUUGUUCGAAACGUUCCUUGAGAGUGUUCCUCAACUUGUCCUGCAGCUAUAUAUAAUACUGGAGCACAACCAUCGCUCUACUCUGCAAUAUAUCAGCAUGGCCGUGUCUUUCCUCAACAUCGCUUGGUCAACGGUGGAUUAUCGUCGCUGUUUACGCCGUUCUCUACCUCACGUUAAUGAGAUGCCUUGUGGUAUCCCCACAGUUGUGUAUCUGCUCUACAAGGUUACAUUAUGACACUGGUGGUUUUGCCUCAUAGCUGGAGAAUUCACUAGAAGGGGAACGCUGGAGCACGAAUUGGUGUGGUACGUAAGGGCACUACAGGUUCUUUAAUCAGGGCACACAUGCUAACAAAUUUGGCCUGGCAGUGACAGACUGGCGAAAGAGGAAAGUUUAAUUAAAUCCAAUCACUUUCUUUCUGAUCACAGAGUGGCACUACAUUUCUCCCGGAAAAUCUUUAAAUAAAGUCCACAUGGAGCGGGUGAGAUAUACGUAACUGCACUUUCUUUCUGAAAAAACUCUUUUGGAUCCAAGUAUAAAAAGUGGUGUAUAGCCCCAACUGGAAAAAAUUCUUAAACCAGCUGUAAAAUCAGCAAACAGACUGGCCUGCAAGCUGGGAGACCAGGUAAGACCAGUAAUCCAGCUCAGGCCAGUCUAAACUGGAGGGUUAUUCAGCAGAGGCAACAAUGGCAGUUGGGACUUUUUUUUAAGUGCCAUUUUUUUGAAGGUGGGCUGAGUUGGCAUGCAUUCUGUGUGUGUGUGUGUGUGUGUGUGUGUGUGUGUGUGUGUGUGUGUGUGUGUUUGGGGAGUUGUGGGGGGUUAGAGAAAGGAAAGGCAAUCUGUGUUGUAGCAUAGCUAUGGUGAGGUCAGUCAUUACCAGAGACCUGACACUGCCUGUUUUCAUAUGCCAGAGAAACAAGGCAAAAGCAGAGCACUCAAAAUGGAGCACAUCACUACUGCUCUAAGGUGGGCUGUGUCACAAACUACACAUACUCACACCUGGAAUUCAUUCACAGGAUGUUAAAGAUCAUAUACAUACAGAGCAGGAACACACACAGACAGAGUUGCACAUACAUGCACAUGUAAACUAACACAUUCUGUGUUUUGUAUUUAGCUUAAAUUAUAGAAUUAUGAGGGUAAUGUCUUUGAGCUAGACAGUACAUCUGCUCUGUCAAUGAAUUCUGGUUUUGAUUUCAUUCCAGUAGAUCAGUCAUCAAUUAAUUGAAAACGGUUUGGAAAAGAAAAAAAAUGUUUUAUAAGCGACAUGUUCCAUGGCAAAAAGGAUCCUAAUGGCAGAACAAAUGAAGACAAAUGUCUGCCCUUGGCUGUGUCAAAUCAAAAAUAAAAAUGUACAUUCCUCUAAAUAGGUUUAUUUGUUCAUGGUAAUUAACAAUGUCUCAUUUAUAGAAUGUUUACUUUUAAACCAGCACAUUAAUUAAUGAUUGCCAUAGUAUGGUUGCUUCUUGGGCCAAAUAAAACUAUGAAUGUGUUAUUUCAGGUUAAUUCUGCUGGCAGUGUAUGGUCUUUUUAAGCAGAACAAUGACGUUUCAAGGCAUUGUUCACCUUAUUAAUCAAUUUGCUUUUCAACAUGCAAUUUAAAAAGAGUGAAAAAUUAAUCAGAGCAAUCAGAAAAAUGAAAACUUGCAAUUCUAUAAAAUUACACUUUCAACAACUCUGAGAACUUAUACUGUAUGUCACAGUGACCAUUUUCAUUGACAAAUUCAAAAGGUUAUAAAGUUUAUAAAACAUAGACAGUCUUUUAUUAAGUAAUGUGGUAAUAGAGCUGUUCAGCAUGUAGUCCAAAAACCCGGAAGAGUAUUCAGCUGAAUUACUGACAAGCAGCAUGCCCUGCAUUCAGAUAUUUUUGCAUCACAUCAAGUAUAUUAGGCCACUUCUAUUAAAUGAAUAGGAGAAUCUGAAAUGGCCAUCGGUAAACAAAUGUAAAAAGGAAGUCCUGCCUUAAAGGUAAAAGAGCCAAUCACCUUUUAGAUACUUAUAUCGUCUGUCAAUCAACUUGGAAACUUGCAUGCGCAUAAGAUAUAGAACUGCAUAUUUUUUUUUUUAUUUAGCUUAAUCUGAGGUAAAGAAGCACAAUUUAUGAUUCCAGUGUUGUCACAUUUUACUGCUGACUUUAAAUAUGUUCUUUGAUUGUAAUAUUGACCAACUGUUUUGGAGAUUUGUUGGUCAUGGCAAUGUGUGUCACUGUCUCCUGCAUAUCACGGCCCCCUUCGGCAUAUCGCGGUACUAUUUCGCAGCCCCCUUCAGCUUAUCGUGGCCCCCUUCGGCAUAUCACGGUACUAUUUCACGGCCCCCUUCAGCUUAUCGUGGCCCCCUUCGGCAUAUCGCAGCCCACUUUGCCAUAUUUGCAGCCCGGAAAAUUCCCAGUGCUUCCGAUGGCCAGUCUGAAUCUGGUCCCGGGUUGUGAUAGCUGUUUGUAGUUGUAGUUUUUAGUUGCACACAGAAGACUGUUUGUUGUUGGUAGCGGUGACUGUUAUGGUUUACUUAAAUAAAUAAAUAACUGAAAUGUUUACCCAUCCUUUUAUUUAUCAUAACGUUACUGUUUUUUGAAGUGUAUUGUGUUGUUGAAAAUAUUUAUGUACUUUUUUACAAUGUUUCAUUGUGUGAAAUGAA